CUUUGGUUGCAAGUACGAUGUUUGCCUGUGAUCAAGAAAACUCUAUAUCUACCAGCUAUAGAUACUUUUGGAAUUUUAAUCCUGCUUGAUUGCAAUUUCGUCUUGAAUGGAUCAUUAGGAUCGCUAAGCAAUGACUAGAGUUAAAAAUAUUUAAUUACUGAUGGGUUCCUGUCAGCAUUUGCUACAUACCUAAUCUGCACGCGCAAAAAAACUUUAUAACUAACCAUCACAACAGCCAAGGUCAAUACUUGCAAAAACUCAACCUUCACAACACAACAACAAUGACAUUCAUCGCUAUUAUUGAUUCAAAAUCCCACCACCUUAUGUGGUCAAAGUCAAUCCUUUCCUUAUCUGCCAUUUCCGAAUUCAUAAAGUUUGUCAUUACCAAGAAUUCUUUCUCAAUAUCUGCCGUCAAUAACAGUAAUACAUCCCAUGCAGAAAUAAUCUUCAAAAGUAGCUUUUUCAAUGAAUAUCACGUUGACUUUAGUGGAAUACUACCCGAAGGAUACGAGGAAGGUAUAGAGGAUAUAGAUUCCGAUGACCAAUCAUCAUACUCAUUCAUUGUCAACUCUCGUCAUUUGGCAACAGUAUUCAGAACUAUAGAACCUAGUACAUUAUUAUACGUCUGUUUCAAGAUAAAUUGGAGAAUAGAUUCAUCUAUAAGUCAAAGAUACAAACUUUCCAUUGAGAUCAAGACAAAGAAACUAAUUAUCAAGAAAUAUCAAACGAGUUAUCAGCCAGUGCUACGUGGGAAUAUGCAUAUUGUACAACUGUAUAAGAAACAACUAUAUGAUCAACCACAUGACAGCUUUGAUGGUCCCAAUAGGAUUAAUCACUUGGUGAUAGAUCAACUCAUACCGAAGCAAUUUCUUGAAAUGGUACCUCCCUCAGCAGAAGAUUUCAAAAUAGAUAUUAAAAAUGGGAAAAUCCUGUUUAGUGGAUAUACCAAGCAAAUCAUUAAGGAUAGAGAUUAUCUUAAACAACCCAUGGCAGUAACUGUCACUAUUAGUUUAGAAGAUUUAAUUGAUAGUAACUUAAUCACAACCGGGACUGACCCUAUUAAGAAAUGUAUCAAUUUCCGAUUACGAGAUUUUAAAAAUUUCUUGAAUUUGAUUAAUUUCUUCACAUCUUCCAAUUCGCAAAAGGAUCAAUUUGAUGAGAACUAUAUGACCCUACCAUCAGCAGAUAACUUUGAUAUGUUCUUUCGUAAUGCUGGUGAUCCGAUUUUAUUUGAGCUACAAAAUAGCAAUCAUGUUUCCAUUCAAUAUAUUCAAAUUACAUCCGACGAUAAGGCAACCGACAUAGAGGCAAAACAAGUCAAUGUCAAUAUAACCAAGAGGCAGAGCAUGUCAUUACAAUCUCACAUCAUACAAAGAAUAGAGAAUCGAGAUAUCGCAAAUAGCAGAUCAACAUCAGCUUCACCAAUGAAGAAUAAUUCACUGAUUCGUACACCCGUGAGUAAAUUACCAUCAACAAGCAGCCUUCGUCACUCAAUACGUUUACCAAGUGGCUGGAGAACUCCUGAACGUGAUCUAAAUUCAGAUUUCGGUGGCAACAAUGAUGAGGAGUAUAUAACUUAUGGAAAGGAGCCGUCUCCUUUGAAGCAUAGCAAGACACCAUUAAAGCAGAAUUCUGCAGAUGCAGAUACUGACUACAGUGAUUCAGAAGAUGAACCACCAAGAAAGCGUUCAAAUAUUGUAGAGGAGGAUGGUUUUGGUCCUACCCAACUUGGUAAUAAACCAAAGUCUAUAUUUUAAUUCGCUAUGUAAGAUUAUAAGUUUCCCCAUACUUGUCUGCUAAACCUCCAUAGCUUACAUGACCACUCCAUGGUAAAUCGGUUGAUAAGUACUUUACAGGUGGUAAUUUGAAGGGCAACCUUAUGGGUAUAUUCUUGGAUUUUGGUAUUGAAUCACCUAGGUAAUUCGGCACAAGAGUUUCCCCUGGUUUUGGAUAAACCAAUACUCCUAAUUCGUAACUAGAUAUGUCAUAUAUUGAAGGAUUCAGGCUGAGAAAUUUAUUCCCUCUUCUACUACCCCAGGCUUGUUUGGAGAGAUUGUGACUUCCCAUGUAUACCCACUUCAAAGUUGACCAAUUAUCACCAUUAUCACACAUGUAUAAUUUAACAUGGGGCAUUACUUUCUCCCUUCCCGUAAUUGUCUCUCUGGAACUCCAUUUGUGUAAAUACGGUUUAAUACAUUGUUGGUAGUAGUUCUUAUGUACAAAGCUCCUAUUGUAGUCGAAAUGUAUGGCUCCUCCAGCACGAAAUCCAACAUUACUACCAGCGACUUCCUCAGGAGUUGGAAAUAUUAUAAUUGGGUUGUAGUUGUGGUCCUUUUGAUGUUGCCUGAAACUGUUUGUACCUGGUUCAAGUAGUUUGAACUCUUCUUUCUUCGAAAACACUAAUGGACAAAGCAAAUGAGAGAAAAUACCGGCUGUUUGAAAUGUUUCAACUGCAAACGGAUACGAAAUAGCUGACACUUGUGCAAUUAUGUUAUAUUUCAAUUUGCUAAUACUGUUGUCUAUUAAUAGUGAGUUUCUUUUCAAUGCUUGGUGUAGUUUUCCAUAUCCGUAAAUUUCAGUUUCAUUUGUAACAUCUCUAAGAUUGUAACUUCCUGGAGCUGAGGCAAUUAAUUCAACAUUAACAGACAGAAAAUCAUAUUGUUUUAAUCUUUUUGAUAAUUGCGUAAUCUCUACCUUGUUAUAUUUAUUCAAAUAAUUCAUGAGAUCUUUUUGAAAUCGCUUCCCAACCAAUGGAAUCGUUUUGGGUUUGAUUUUCAGCAAUCUUCCCGAUCUCCACAACAUCUGUGUUAAUCCUCCAAAAUCCAAUCUUGUGAUAUUACUAGACAUAAUCACAAUCUCCAUAGUGUCACCUUUAAAGAAAUUAAUCAUCAUUUUCGUGUGGUGAGUCCCAAACCUAUUCGGUAUAUCAGCGGUUAUUUCCAGGAUAUUGUAGCCUUCAAAUAUUGGUCUAUCUUCAGGGUCUUCUAAAUGAUGACCUCCUGUGAUAAGUACUAAUUUCUUUUUCUCUUUCUUGAAACUAGGAUGAAGGAAUUCCAAGAAAAACGGAACGUCAACACUGAAAUUGAAUUGAUACGUCUCCAUGAGCUCUUCUGACCCAAUUAAGUCUGCAAUUCGAACAGCAUCUUUGUUGACUUGUGAUAACUCAUUGUCAGGGUAGCUUGGAUUGUAGAGAAGUCUAAUUGGAGAUUUCGGAUGGUUAACUUCCUCCACUGGUUCCUCUUCUUGUUCUUCUUCUUCUUCAGACAGAAUUUCAAUCACAUCACAUUUCUCGCUCUUCUU
Messenger RNA from Spathaspora passalidarum NRRL Y-27907, 3300 nucleotides. It is a transcript of the gene DDC1, whose product is annotated as Ddc1p. The coding region runs from base 282 to 1757 and encodes 491 amino acids. Gene Ontology annotation, cellular component: checkpoint clamp complex. Gene Ontology annotation, biological process: DNA replication checkpoint signaling; cellular response to ionizing radiation; DNA repair. Lineage: Eukaryota; Fungi; Ascomycota; Pichiomycetes; Serinales; Debaryomycetaceae. The record is from RefSeq and is a predicted model, not a curated record. The transcript has a single exon.